UUCGUUUGAAAACCCCCUGAAACGGACGUCCCUCCCUCCCGAGCUCCUUCCUCUGUCUGUUUUUCCUCUGAAGCCUGAAAAUUAAAGAAAAAGAAAAAAAAUUUCAACAUCCGACAAUGAUAAAAAAAUCUUCGACGCAGGCACGUGAGAUCCAUGUCUUUAAGACGAGUUACUGCGUAUUAGGAGAUGUUUAUGGAGUGAUGAUGGUUCCCAAGGAGGUCGAGCUCGAAAAAGAGGGCAGUUUCGAGCUGCGGUUUCAAGUUCCGGAUGUUGGACAAGCCCUUAAAAAUUUCUUAAGGAUUAGAGAAGUUGGGGAGUUUGUAAGUGGGGCUUUAGCGGGUGCCAUGGCUAAAGCUGUUCUUGCUCCUCUAGAAACAAUCAGGACGAGGAUGGUGGUUGGUGUUGGAUCAAGAAGUAUUGCUGGUAGCUUCAUUGAGGUCAUUGAGAAGCAAGGUUGGCAAGGGUUGUGGGCAGGCAACACCAUUAACAUGCUCCGUAUAAUCCCAACUCAAGCAAUUGAACUGGGCACAUUUGAAUGUGUCAAGCGAACCAUGACAUCAGUGCAAGAGAAAUGUAAACAGAAUGGAAACCAAAAAUUGAAGAUUGGGAAUGUUAAUUUGGAUCUCUCAUUCUCAUGGAUCUCCCCAGUUGCUAUUGGUGGUGCAGCUGCAGGAAUAACGAGCACACUUGUCUGCCAUCCUCUUGAAGUGUUGAAGGAUCGGUUGACUGUAAAUCCUGAGGCAUACCCCAAUUUCUCCCUUGGCCUUAAAAAUCUCUACAAGGAAGGUGGGAUUGGAGCACUUUAUUCUGGAAUUGCACCUACGUUAAUCGGCAUGCUCCCAUAUAGCACUUGUUACUAUUUCAUGUAUGAUACAAUGAAGAAAUCUUAUUGCGAGGCAAAGAAGAAAAAAUCAUUAAAUCGUGCGGAGAUGCUUAUGGUUGGAGCUCUGUCUGGGCUUACUGCAAGCACAAUCAGUUUUCCAUUGGAGGUGGCUAGGAAACGGUUAAUGGUCGGAGCACUACAAGGGAAGUGCCCACCCGACAUGGCAGCAGCACUGUCCGAAGUCAUCCGUGAGGAAGGAUUCCUGGGGCUUUACAGAGGGUGGGCUGCUAGCUGUUUGAAAGUCAUGCCCAACUCUGGCAUCACUUGGAUGUUUUAUGAAGCAUGGAAGGAUAUAUUGCUUGCUGAGAGGCAUUACCUAUAAUGCCAAGGAUCACCCCCCAUAGAUAACCACCAUUAUUAUUGCAGGGCAAGGGCAGCCGAGGUCUAUGCGCAUAAAUGUCUAACUGGAUCUUGUCCUUCGCCUACAUCCGGAUUCUGAAAUCUUGGAAACAGCCUUAUUUGGAUUGACUGGCCAAUGUUUUUUGCAAGGCCAGCUUCCUUGGCUUGGUUGAGGGCAAAGGGGAAGAAGAAAUCUUCGUUUAUACCAACUUGGUUCUGUAUCUUGCAAAGAUGCUAUUAUUUCCAAGACAUGCUUUGGUUAAAAAUUUUCCUUUUUUUUUUGAAUAUUUUCUUGUCUCCAUUGUUUCAAUUAAGAGUUAGUUACUUCAACUA
Molecule: messenger RNA, 1555 nt
Organism: Nelumbo nucifera (sacred lotus)
Lineage: Eukaryota; Viridiplantae; Streptophyta; Magnoliopsida; Proteales; Nelumbonaceae
Source: RefSeq, a predicted model, not a curated record